AUGGCAAUCAAAAGCGAAUUAGAUAUUAAAGGAACCAGAUUAUCGGGAAGAGUGUGGAAAAAAAUAGUAAAACCAAUAAGAUGUAUAAUAUCACCAAAUGCAUGGAAACUCUCAAAGGAUAAAAUCAGAGAAAAAUGGUUAAAAUCAAAAAUUAAAAAGGAGGAAAUCAAGGAAAUCGCAAAAGAGUCAAGUGAAAUAAUAAAGAAGAACAGAGAGGAUAGAAUAAAGAAAGGAGAGCAGAUCAGAAUCAAGAGACAAAGGAAGAUCGAAAACGAGAUCAAAUCAGCAGGAAACAAUAUCAUCAUCGUCGGAUCAAAAAAGUACGGGAAAAUGUCGAAGAAGGCCAAGAAGGGGUUGACCAAGUUGACACCAGAAAUGGUGAACAUAUUGAGGUCGAAAAGAGUGUAA
Molecule: messenger RNA, 408 nt
Organism: Theileria orientalis strain Shintoku
Lineage: Eukaryota; Apicomplexa; Aconoidasida; Piroplasmida; Theileriidae
Exons: 2
Coding region: 1-408 (135 amino acids)
Source: RefSeq, a predicted model, not a curated record